This is a messenger RNA of Pelobates fuscus (common spadefoot toad), 1605 nucleotides long. Its product is annotated as keratin, type I cytoskeletal 47 kDa-like. Gene Ontology annotation, molecular function: structural molecule activity. Lineage: Eukaryota; Metazoa; Chordata; Amphibia; Anura; Pelobatidae. The record is from RefSeq and is a predicted model, not a curated record. Gene Ontology annotation, biological process: epithelial cell differentiation; intermediate filament organization. The transcript has 9 exons. Bases 84 to 1349 code for a protein of 421 amino acids. Gene Ontology annotation, cellular component: cytoskeleton.
GCAAAAUGGGCUGAGGGUCCCAGCUCAACCUCCAGCAGACAACACUUCUGUUCUAGAACCCUCAGCAUCACGGCAGAACCAAAAUGAGCUUCUCAAGCCGCAGCGUUUCCCAGUACUCUCGUUUUGGAGUGGCAUCACCUAUGGUGCACAGAGCCGGCAGUAUAGCUGGAGGCGCUGGGAGUUACAGAAUUUCCUCCUCUAGUGCCCCUUUAGUUAGCUCGGGCAUUGCCUCAGGAUUUAAUGCUCAUGAGAGUAUCGGCCUCCAGAACAAUGGCAAAGAGACCAUGCAGAACUUGAAUGAUCGAUUGGGCAACUACCUGGACAGAGUGCGUUCUCUGGAGAAAGCCAACAGUGAUCUGGAAUAUAAAAUCAGGCAGUUUUAUGAGACGAAAGCAUCCACUGGCGACCAUGAUUAUAGCCACUACUAUGAUACCAUUAACAAACUGCGCUCCCAGAUCGAGGGUGCUACAAUCAAUAACACCAAAAUACUCCUGCAGAUUGAUAAUGCCAAACUUGCCGCCGAUGACUUUAAAAAUAAGUUUGAGGCAGAGUUGGUCAUCAGGGUUGGAGUGGACAAUGACAUCUCCGGACUGCGAAGGGUCCUGGACGACCUCACUAUUAAAAAGUCUGACUUGGAGCUUGAUAUUGAAGGCUUGAAAGAAGAACUGAUCUUCUUGAAGAAGAACCACGAAGAGGAAAUCUCAGUUCUAAAAGGACAGGCUGGAGGCACGGUCAAUGUAGAACUGGAUUCUGCCCCACCAGUAGACCUAUCAAAGAUUCUGGCAGAAGUACGAGAGCAGUAUGAGUCCAUGAUUGAAAAGAACCGCCAAGAAGUGGAGGCUUGGCACAGUGAAAAGUGUGACAGUCUGAAGCAGGAAGUCGCCGUGAACGAUUUUGCUCUUAAGAGUUCAAAAUCAGAGAUCACUGAGCUGAGACGCACUGUACAGAGUCUGGAAAUCGAGCUGCAAUCUCUGCUGAACAUGAAAGUUGCUCUGGAGGGAACGUUAUCUGAGACAGAGGCUCGGUAUGGAGCUGAACUAGAGCAACUCCAAGUUUUAGUCUCUCAAGUGGAGAUUGAUCUUCAAAAUGUGCGGUCUGAUUCAGAACGCCACUCUCUGGAAUACAGACGUUUGGUCGAUAUUAAAACCAGACUGGAAAUGGAGAUCGCCACCUACAGACGCCUGCUGGAUGGAGAAGCUAACAGCUAUUCAACAGUAGAGACCACACAUGCCGUACAUAAACCAGAAAUCACAUCUUCCACCACUGUCAAAAAAGUUACUGUUGUUGAAGAAAUUGUAAAUGGACAAAAACUGUCUUCAAAGGUCGAGGAAGUUGUUCAGAAAUCCUAAUCAAUUCAAGCCGGAGGGAUCCAGAAAAAGUUUGAAACAGAAAAACUCAGAAGAAACCACACAAUUGUAAAAUUGUUUGUCUAAAUAAACACCAGGCACUGCCUCAGUUGAAAUUUAACAGCACAAAAAAAGCAAUUGGCAUAUUAACUCAAUGCCCUAGCAAUUAGCUGCAAAAUAUGUAAAAAUAAUUAACGAGUGUUUUGUGCCUUGAAACUAAAGUUCCAGUGCUGAAGUAAAAUGAAAUUCUUAACUUAAA